GGCGCGGUGCCGGGCCCGGCCCCCGCGGGCUGCGAGCGGCGGGGCGGGCGGCGGCCGGCGCGGGGGCGGCAGCGGGAGCGGGAGCGCCGGGAUACUUGUGAAAGAUGGUGGAUCGCUUGGCAAACAGUGAGGCAAAUACUAGAAGAAUAAGUAUAGUGGAAAACUGCUUCGGAGCAGCCGGUCAACCUUUGACUAUUCCUGGUCGUGUUCUGAUCGGAGAGGGAGUACUAACGAAGCUGUGUAGGAAGAAGCCCAAAGCAAGACAGUUCUUCCUGUUCAAUGACAUUCUCGUUUACGGUAACAUUGUCAUCCAGAAGAAGAAAUACAACAAACAGCACAUAAUCCCACUGGAAAAUGUCACUAUUGAUUCCAUCCAGGAUGAAGGAGACUUACGGAACGGGUGGCUUAUCAAGACACCAACAAAGUCUUUUGCCGUGUACGCUGCCACCGCCACAGAGAAGUCUGAGUGGAUGAACCACAUAAAUAAGUGUGUGUCUGAUUUGCUUUCCAAAAGCGGGAAGACUCCUAGCAAUGAACACGCAGCUGUCUGGGUGCCAGACUCAGAAGCCACCGUGUGCAUGCGCUGCCAGAAAGCAAAAUUCACACCCGUCAACCGUCGCCACCACUGUCGCAAGUGCGGCUUUGUCGUGUGCGGGCCUUGCUCUGAAAAGAGGUUUCUUCUCCCAAGCCAGUCUUCCAAACCUGUGCGGAUUUGCGACUUCUGCUAUGACCUUCUUUCCACUGGGGAGAUGACAGCUUGUCAGUCCGCUAGAUCAGACUCCUACAGCCAGUCACCUAAAUCAUCUUUAAAUGAUGUGUCUGAUGACGAUGACGACGAAGACAGUAGCGAUUAAGCAGCAAACGUUUUUUCCAUGUGUUGCAGUUUGUGUUUCAAACGAUACGGAGCUGCUUUUGGGGAAGUCUUUAGUGAGGUUCCUCAGAAAAAUUGUGUUCUAGCCAUAAAAUAUGCCUGAGUAUCUUCAGUUGUGAUGUGCCUCAGUCUAUGAAUUCUCUAGACAAUAGUAUUUUUCACUCCUCUGCAGGGAUAGACCGUUGCAAAUGUUACCGGAAUGUUUUCCAACUUCUUUUACUUGAGUUGUGUCUAGGUUAGACUUUUGUGGAAGAUUGGAGAGUAAAAUGUACUUUCUUAAUUUAAAUACCCAUAUUUUCUAAUGCUUUGUAUCGAUAGGCUGUUCUGUGGGUUUUUUCAGAUGUAGGGCAGAAGACUGUAAGCAUGCAUGGAACAAUGUUUUGGUUAAUCCCUUUGACUGUCUUGGUUUUCUAAUCAUGUUGUAUAAGAAGUUGAAAUGUGACAUCACUUACAAACUUAGGUGUCACAAAACUUGGAAAUUGUCUUGUUUUGCUCUUAUUUAUGACUUCUACGCCAAGCAGUGCCUUGUACCAAUUGUGCUGAUUCAGGAAGAAACAAACCUGUUCUGUGUCGUCUGUAUUUGCCUGAUGCUGGUAUCUGAGAGAUUGUUGGUGCUAUUGAAAAUAACUGCUGUGUUCAAAGUGGAGCUUUGACAAGGUCAUAACUGUACCCCAUGGUAGGUGAUGGGGACUGAGAUCACAUGUCCCCACCUGUGCAGGCAGACCCAAAGACUCUGCAGAUUCCCACAGGCUUCAGCAGGGUUCUCCUCGCAGGAAUUGCACUGUGGGUCGGGAUCUUGAGAUGAGAAGCUUAGGGGGACUCUUCACGGGGAUUUAUAUGGUUUCUUUUCAGAACAGUUACUAAGUUAAAAAUUUGGCAAAUGCAUACUGAGAUACUUACUGAGUGAUAGCCUAUAUAUUUUUUGAUAUAAUUCCCUCAAAUGACACUAAAUUGUUUCUUAAAACGUUAGUGAGAAGGUUGGGUUGUAGACUGUUUUUUUUUGUUUGUUUGUUUGGUUUGGUUUUUCCCCCCCUAGGAGUUUUAUUGGCUUGUUUAAAAAUAAUCUAGUAUUUUGAACAAAAAGCCUGCGAGCAUCCUUAGAAUACUGGCUUUCCUUUUUACACAGCUGACCUCAGGAUAAAUGUGAGAUGCAAGUUACUUCAUUCUAAAUGUAUACCCAGGACCAAGAAAGAUGUAUUUAAGAGCUAUAAUGAAAUUGUCAGUGCAGAAAAUGUCUCUACCAUAGUAUUAAUUUUUAUUUUUAAUAAGUUCUCGAAUACAGAAAUGGCAUGUUCCUUUAUAAAUGUAAAAGCUAGACUUGCAAAGACAUGUUUAACCCCCAAAUACUACGUUUCUAUAUUUUUAUAAUGGUAGUGUCAAUUUUGAAGCAGAAAAACCUCUUUGAAAUAGUUGUAUGAAUUUAGUAGCAACCGACUUUCUAAAAAAAAUGUUAAACUUUUGUAUCUCUUUGACAAUUUCUGCACUGUUUGCCUUGGUUGGCAAUAAUUGGGUUAAAUAUUUAUUGAAUAAACAAUCAAUGCUGCAUAUUGCACUAGUCUCCCAUAUUCUGUACACUGUAAAUGUUAGUAAUAAUUUUGUUUAUAAAAAUUAGCAAAGCACUUCAAAGCCAUCCAUGAGAUUUCUGGUAGCUAAAGAUGCACUUAGCAUCUUUAGGGAGGCACUCUCCAUUAAUAGUCUGCAAGACAUUGCUUCAGGUGAAAAUUGUGUUAAUAUUUUUAGCUUGGGCAAUUUCCAAAAGUACGUUAUUUUAAAAGCACUGAAGAGUAUUUGAUCUACUUUGAAAUGAACUUUAAGAGGGGAAAAUGCUUUCUGAUGGAGACUAGGAACUACGAGGAUUCUGUAAAAUUGCCAGAAAAGCAAUAAAAAAAAGUAUAUAUUGAAAGAGUAGCUGAAAUGAGUAGUUACAUAUACUUGUUCCCUGAAAGAUGAGGGGAAUGAUGACCUGCAGCAGGGGAAAAUGGGCUAUUCUGAAAGGGUACUUUCAGUUAAUAGUGCUUCCUUUUUGUACCUCUCUUACUCUAUAUUUAUAUUUCAGGAAUAGAGACUUGUCAGUUUCAGUUUUUCUGCAGACCUGAAGUACAGACCUCCCUUGUACAUGCCUUCUAGUGACUAACAAUAAUUUUCUUCCUGGUGCAACUGUUUCCUCUUUCUUAAGCUGUCAAAUAUUAACUGGUCUUGUUAGAGAGUCCAUCUCCUUGUGUACUUUUCCCUGUGUUUCUGUAUGUUGUGCUUACUUUUCAGCACUUUUUAGGGGGUGGAAGAGGGUUGCCAACAUCCUAUAUUUUGCAGAAUGUUCUUAUACCUACGUCAAAUACCUUUUUAUCUGUGAAUGAAACUUGCACUGUGCUGCACUGAUUCCCGAAGCUGUAACCAAACCAAUGCGUGUGUGUGGGAUUUUUUCAUCUGGAAUUGAUGUACAUGGUCCAAGCUUUUUGAGAAAGCAUUAAAAAAAAAAAGUGUUUUAUGGUAAUACUCCUAUCCCUCAGUGGUGUUUGUUUAAAACUUUACAAAAUGGACUUAACAUUUAUUUCUCUUGUACUUAAAAAUUCCUGAAAGGGCUCAUUUCGUACUUUGUAGUCUUGCUCUGUCAAACUAUUUUAUUUACAAAUAUAUGGUGUAGCUUCAA
This is a messenger RNA of Apus apus (common swift), 3518 nucleotides long. RefSeq names its product pleckstrin homology and FYVE domain containing 2 (gene PLEKHF2). Bases 105 to 854 code for a protein of 249 amino acids. The record is from RefSeq and is a predicted model, not a curated record. NCBI's taxonomy places the organism in Eukaryota, Metazoa, Chordata, Aves, Apodiformes, Apodidae. Gene Ontology annotation, molecular function: metal ion binding; phosphatidylinositol binding. The transcript has 2 exons.